Lymnaea stagnalis (great pond snail) is the source of this 839-nucleotide messenger RNA. The record is from the annotation of a GenBank genome assembly. NCBI's taxonomy places the organism in Eukaryota, Metazoa, Mollusca, Gastropoda, Lymnaeidae.
AUGACAGAGGAACAAAUUUACAGAGAGUUUGCAUCAAACUGCAAGUUUACAUUGAUUUCAGCACUAGACUUUGCAAUAAGCUAUUUGAUCAUGGGAAUUUAGAAGUAAAUCCCAUGUAGAUUUGAAGAAAAAAAAACCACCACUUUUUUGUAUCCAGAAAUUUAAAAAAAUAUAUAUUUUAAGUUCUAAUGAAAUGAAUGAACACUUCUGUGUUUGCAUCUGUGAGAAGACUUCCUGUGAUAACAUGAUUUUAAAUUAACACCUUUGAGAUGAUUUUUCCCCCAUUUCUCCCCAUUGAAAUGCUGCUGGGUUGUGAUGUAUCGGUAAAAAAAAAAAAAAGAAGAAAUCAUCACUGAUGUAUGUAAAUAAUUUCAAGUAGUGCCUAUAAAAAUAUAUGUCGUAAAAAAUAUUUACAAUAUCUUAAAUGGGCCAACACUUUUACACUUUUAAAAUCUGUAUUGUCAGCUUGAUUGGAACCAAAAAUAUAGCCUGGUAUCGUUUUUUUAAUCAUUUAAAUAACAACAACAUUAAACCCACUGCCUACUCCCGAAAGACUUCUAAUUCAAUACUGAAGUUUGAUGUACUUUUUUAAAAUUUCUUCUGGUACCUUCUCAGACCAAGUAACACCGGCUACGUCAGUGUUCACGUACGCCAGCGGCAUGAGUGCAGACAACUACACCCAGGCAGAUUUCACACCCGUGUUCAGAAGCUCCCUAAAUCCCAGUGCAGACCUCUUGAAAACGGCCACGGACUUUUGCGCGGGUGGUCAUGAGAUGUGCGUCUAUGAUUACUUGGUGACGGAAGACGCACGUUUUGCUGAGAACACCAAAACAACACAG